CACCGAACGAACCCAAGCCCAAACCCCAACACCCACAGCCCCCGAACAGUCAAACCAGUCCAGAAACAAAUCCCCCAAGAAACAAGACAAAAGAAGGAGGGAAAAUGUCCCUCCCGUCCAAAACCAUCAGCAUACUGAUGCAACCGGCGCCGCGCACGCUGUCAGAAAGCAAAGUCGUGCUCUCGGCGCUGCAGAAAUUCGGCGAGGUCGUAACAUUCCGGAACCUGAAGUACGAUGUAACCAACAAAUCCAAAACCACGCGCCCUAUUAUCGCCAUCUUCGAGUCCACCGCCGCCGCCUCCGCUGCCCUCGCUGCCUCGCCGCUUUGUAUUCCUCUUCCUGGUCAGCAGCAGCAGCAGCAGCAGCAAUUGCCAGGGGGCGUGGCCCAGCAACAGCCAGAGAGCUCAGCUCAAUCUCAGCAUGAAAGCGCAACCGCAACCGCAACCGAACAAGAAAACCUAACCCCCACCACCACCUCACAAGAAACACCUCAACCCCAAUCUACAUCUACACCUACAAUCCACCCGUCUGCCCGCAUCCGAACCGGAAACCCCACCCCGACCCCACCCCCAGGCCAUAUCAUGUGCAGCCUUCUCUCCGCACGGCACAACCACGAUUUGGCGGUGCGCCGGAACCCAUGGCAGGGGGGGUUCGCGCUGGAGCGGACGACGCACCCGCACAUGUACGACGACCUGGUGCGGACGGGGAUUCCCCUAGCGGAGUUGGCGGAUGGGCCGGCGGGGCGGAAGGGGUCUCCGUCGCCGUUGGGGCCGUUCCAGGUGGCGCGGGACAAUCAGCGGUGGGGGGCUGUUUCGUUGAUGGAGUUGGCGGAACGGGGGAGGAAGUGGGCGGAGGAGGUGGGUUCUUAUGCAUCGUCUCCGGUUAUGGUCCUGGACGAGAUGGAAAUAAAGAAGAAAAAAGUGGAGAAGGAGAGGGUGAGGCCUUGGGCGUCUAGGCCUCAGAAGGGAACUUCUUAUUAUUAUAUGAGGACGGAUUCUGGGGAUGCUUCUUUUGAUGCUUGA
Molecule: messenger RNA, 1022 nt
Organism: Aspergillus homomorphus CBS 101889
Lineage: Eukaryota; Fungi; Ascomycota; Eurotiomycetes; Eurotiales; Aspergillaceae
Exons: 2
Coding region: 105-1022 (305 amino acids)
Source: RefSeq, a predicted model, not a curated record